GCGUUAUAUAAACUCAAGUCUAAUUGUCUCAUCUCGUGACUGAAUGUUCCUCUCUACAGAAUGUCCGCUUAUUCGCGCUUAUGGGGCAAUCCGUUUCGAUGAAAGAGCCAACAUAUCCUCCGAACGGGAGGCAUUUGGUUACUUUUAUUUUAUGUUUCCUCAGGUUGAGUUUGAUGAGCUUGAAGAAGGUUCAAUGCUAGCAACAACCAUUGCUUGGGACAGCGCUCUUUCGUGGACUUUGAGAGAUGCAAUUGAUGCACUUAAAGCUACAUUGCACCAGAUAUCUUCGGUUGUUUUAAAGCUUCAAAGACAUAUUCCUUGGACACUAAUGUUAAGGAACAAUAACAUCCCGUGCAAGACGUAUUGGGAUCUUGCUGUUAAUAGAGCUUUGCAGAAAAUAAGAAGCGACUCAGCACUUUUUAAGGUGGUACUCGCGCGUAGCAGCAGAGUAAUAACAGCUACCGAUAUCGAUCCCAUAGCAUGGUUUUGUCUUCAGCCGCCUAAUGCACCGGCAUUUAUUGGAAACACGCCAGAGCAACUGUUUCACAGAAAAUGGCCUGGCAUUACCAGCGAAGCUCUGGCUGGAACCCGAGCCAGAGGUGAAUCGAUGCCUGAAGAUCUUCAAAUAGAACUUGAGUUACUUUCCAGCCAACAACAUUCGUUUUGCGGUCCGAAAGAACACCUUGAGUUUACGAUUGUACAAGAAAGCAUACAAAGAAAAUUGGAGAACGUAUGUGACAGUGUCCAAAUUGAACCAAAGAAAGAAAUCCGUAAAUUCCCUCGAGUCCAACUUUUAUAUGCCAAAUUGGCUGGCAGGUUAAGAAGUGAAGAUGAUGAGUUUGAAAUAUUGUCUUCUCUUCACCCAAGUCCAGCAGUUUGUGGAUUUCCAACAGAGGAGGCACGGGUUUUAAUUGCAGAAACAGAAGUAUUAGACCGAGGGAUGUAUGAAGGGCCGGUUGGUUGGUUUGGUGGAGGAGAGAGUGAGUUUGCCGUUGGCAUUAGGUCAGCAUUAGUUGAAAAGGGUCUUGGCGCGAUGAUCUAUGCUGGAACCGGGGUUGUGGAAGGAAGUAAUGCAUCGUUAGAAUGGGAUGAACUCGAACUCAAGAUUUCUCAGUUAUCCAAGUUGCUUAAACUUGAAGUGCCUCUAGAGAUUAAAAGCUGAUAUACCGCAAGGGCUGUCAACC
Messenger RNA from Pyrus x bretschneideri (Chinese white pear), 1184 nucleotides. Its product is annotated as isochorismate synthase 2, chloroplastic-like. The record is from RefSeq and is a predicted model, not a curated record. The coding region runs from base 44 to 1162 and encodes 372 amino acids. Gene Ontology annotation, cellular component: plastid. The transcript is spliced from 11 exons. NCBI's taxonomy places the organism in Eukaryota, Viridiplantae, Streptophyta, Magnoliopsida, Rosales, Rosaceae. Gene Ontology annotation, molecular function: isochorismate synthase activity. Gene Ontology annotation, biological process: phylloquinone biosynthetic process.